This is a messenger RNA of Adineta ricciae, 3522 nucleotides long. The record is from the annotation of a GenBank genome assembly. NCBI's taxonomy places the organism in Eukaryota, Metazoa, Rotifera, Eurotatoria, Adinetida, Adinetidae.
AUGCAACAAGUUUCACCAGCUAUUCUUCAAGCUCGUUAUCCUCCACCUUAUCACCAAUAUCCAACGCUUUCAGUUGGAAGUCCUCAAUCCAUCAAAUCAAUCGACACCACAGUAUUCGGACCAAGUGUUCCGCCGCUGAAAAAUGCCAAACUAGCGCCGCACAAUGCCAUGAAUCAUAAUCAUAACAACAAUAAUAAUACCAAUAGUAAUAAUAAUAACAAUGGACACACUACGAUGAAUAAUGGGCAAUCCAUUCCUGAAGUCGACCCACGUCGUUUGAUUCUCUUCAAUUUACCUGCUGAUCUCGUUCAAGAAUAUCUUGAGCUAUAUCUCGAGCAUUUGUCUGGCGAAUCAGAAAUCGAACGGAUUGAUUAUUCCAAUCUCGAAGAUACAACAGUUAUGGUCACAUUCAAAACUGAACUUGAUAUGAAUGAAGUUCGUCGUCGUCAUGGUACACGGUCGAAGUUGAAUAAUUCUGAAAUAGCUCUAGCAGAAGUCAUUGCACCAGCCACAGUCAUGAUACGAAAUUUACCGGCAGAUAUAUCUCGUGAUGUCCUUGAAUUAUACUUUUCCAAUCGGCGUCGUAGCGAUGGCGGACAAGUUGUUGAUGUGACACUUGAUAAAGAGCAUCAACAUGCACUCGUUACAUUCGCUGACUACAGAGAUGUUCGUCGAGUCAUCAAACGUGAACAUUUGAUACAUAACCAUCGUCUUGAUGUACGCAUCUUUUACGCUCACAUGGGCGUGGAACCAUUUAUCGAUGCCUCCAAUGUGGGGAAAAAGCCUGAUCCGAUCUGCUAUCGAGGAUCUGAUGAUAGUCGAUAUGCAUUUUUGCUAAAAAAUCGUCCGUUACUCGAUGAACUUCGCGAUCAACUGAAAACCAUCAAUGGUCAUAUUAAUCUACAAAACGAAGGCGUUAUAGAGAUCAAUUUUACGGAAUCACGUCUAACGGUCAAACGUCGAUUGAAAUGGGCGAAAGAUAUUGAAAAGUUAGUCGAGCACUUCCUUACCGAACGUCUCGUUGUUCACAAAGUUCCAUGGAAUAAUAAUAAAAUUCCUCAGAUCACCUCCGAACAACUAGCCGAACUUUCGUUGAAAGAUAACACGCGUUUAAUGCAAUUAGCACCAUCAGAUACCCAACAGGAUCACAUCAUCGUCACUGCGUUGAAAGAGCAUCUAGAUCGAGCAUUGAGUGAAUUAACCGACAUGUUAACAACACGUACAACAACAAAUAAAAANUUGUUGCGACACGGUUCAUCUAUCUUCAUUUACUUAGAAAAAGGCCCGUUCUUUUAUCAUCAUCAUCAUCAUUAUCAUCAUCAUUUAACAGCAAGGAAAAGAGGCGAAGAGAGGACAAACGCUUUGAAAAGUUUUCAUCCAUUUAACCCACUAAUCAUGCAACAAGUUUCACCAGCUAUUCUUCAAGCUCGUUAUCCUCCACCUUAUCAUCAAUAUCCAACGCUUUCAGUUGGAAGUCCUCAAUCCAUCAAAUCAAUCGACACAACAGUAUUCGGACCAAGUGUUCCGCCACUGAAAAAUGCCAAACUAGCAUCGCACAAUGCCAUGAAUCAUAAUCAUAACAACAAUAAUAAUACCAAUAGUAAUAAUAAUAACAAUGGACAUACUACAAUGAAUAAUGGUCAAUCCAUUCCUGAAGUUGACCCACGUCGUUUGAUUCUCUUCAAUUUACCUGCUGAUCUCGUUCAAGAAUAUCUUGAGCUAUAUCUCGAACAUCUGUCUGGCGAAUCGGAAAUCGAACGGAUUGAUUAUUCCAAUCUCGAAGAUACAACAGUUAUGGUCACAUUCAAAACUGAACUUGAUAUGAAUGAAGUUCGUCGUCGUCAUGGUACACGCUCGAAGUUGAAUAAUUCUGAAAUAGCUCUAGCAGAAGUCAUUGCACCAGCCACAGUCAUGAUACGAAAUUUACCGGCAGAUAUAUCUCGUGAUGUCCUUGAAUUAUAUUUUUCCAAUCGACGUCGUAGCGAUGGCGGACAAGUUGUUGAUGUGACACUUGAUAAAGAGCAUCAACAUGCACUCGUUACGUUCGCUGACUACAGAGAUGUUCGUCGUGUCAUCAAACGUGAACAUUUAAUACAUAACCAUCGUCUUGAUGUACGCAUCUUCUACGCUCACAUGGGCGUGGAACCGUUUAUUGAUGCCUCCAAUGUAGGAAAAAAGCCUGAUCCGAUCUGCUAUCGAGGAUCUGAUGAUAGUCGAUACGCAUUUUUGCUGAAAAAUCGUCCGUUACUCGAUGAACUUCGCGAUCAACUGAAAACCAUCAAUGGUCAUAUCAACCUACAAAACGAAGGCGUCAUAGAGAUCAAUUUUACGGAAUCACGUCUAACGGUCAAACGUCGGUUGAAAUGGGCGAAAGACAUUGAAAAGUUAGUCGAGCACUUCCUCACCGAACGCCUCGUUGUUCACAAAGUUCCAUGGAAUAAUAAUAAAAUUCCUCAGAUCACCUCCGAACAACUAGCCGAACUUUCGUUGAAAGAUAACACGCGUUUAAUGCAAUUAGCACCAUCAGAUACCCAACAGGAUCACAUCAUCGUCACUGCGUUGAAAGAGCAUCUAGAUCGAGCAUUGAGUGAAUUAACCGACAUGUUAACAACACGUACAACAACAAAUAAAAAUCAUAUUCCACUAACCGACGCUGUCUACCGAAGUAAACCAGUCAGUGCAACGCGUGAUCCGAAAGUGAACAAUCAUCGUUCAUCGUUAUUGAUUCGAACCAAUUCCCCAACCAAAGGAAGUUACAAUAACAUUGAACUACCCCCGCCACCUGCACAUGUUCCACCAUCCGUGGCAAUUAUUGAUGACAGUCUUGAGAAUUUACGUUUAUUUCAAAUCGAUCUUCUUGCAAUGCGCUUCAUUGACUUAGCUCGGCGUACCUAUACGAAUUUAACAGUUGAUAUUGAUCGAAAUGAUCGACGUGUUGUUUUACGUGGUCCGCUCGAUCAAGUAAAUGUUUGUAAAACAUAUUUCGAAUCCAUACUCAAUGGAAUUGUUCAUAAACAUUAUAGAAUAGGAAAAGAAAUGGCAGUUUUCCUAUCAAAUCCCGAUACAGUGGAAAUCGUUAUUGAUAAUUUAACACGUGCUGAUUUCGUUUGUGCCUAUGAAAUCGAACGUGUCACCGAUCAUCAUCGACGAAGUUCAGCUUCGCCAACGCCAACGAUGAAUGGUCACGGGCAAACAACAAAUAAUAAUCAUCUUAAACUUGUCCUAUAUGGUCUAUCACGCGAAGGUUGUGAUCGUGCUUACGACUUUCUUCGUCAUGAUAUCCGCGUUAGUUCGAUUAUGUUAGAUAAAGAUGAUAAACGUUGCUUAGCGAGUGACUCUUGGCAUGCAUAUGUACGCGAUCUUUACGCUAAUCCUAAUGGUUUUCGUCGUCGACGUGUUUUAUUACAAGUCAAGCAAAAUCAAUUAACAUUCGUUGGCUUUGAACAAGACGUCGACGCGAUGCGAAAACAAAUUUAUGAUUAUUUUGUGGAAAAUGCGAUCUCAUUCUAUGAAUCAGACUGA